CUCCUCCUCCUGACCCCGCCCCUCUCCCGCUCAGAGAGCGCUUCCGCUUCCGGCGCUCAUCCCUUGCCUGGCUGCCUCUCCAGAGGUUCCCGUCGAGCUGUCGAUGACUUAAUCCGCAGCUGCUGCACCCUUCUGCUGUCCUGCCCUCAUGGACUAAAGUUGGCCCAAAAGGCACAAGCCUGGCAUUAAAAGGGGCGGGGAACCACCUGUGUUGCACCCUGGGUGUGGGUGGGUGUUAAGGCGUAAAUUGAUUGUUCUUGUUCUUGUAUGUGUGUAGAGCAAGAAGCAAGGUAGUGAUAGCCAUAACAAGGAGAGAAAUGAGGUGCUGUUGUUUAUAGCAUGGAAGGUGAAAGUGCUUGACUCUGUUUUUGGAGUUGGCAUUUGCUUCUGUGCAUCGGCUUAGUGUUGGGUUUCUGCUAUAACAAAGGACAGGUGAGCUAUAGCAAGAAAGCAGUCACUGUUGUCAUGAUGGUGUGAUGUUGUAAGGGUACAUUGAUAGGAGAAAAACAAGUUGUGGUGAACUAUUUAAUAGCACGAGAAAUAUAUGUAGCAUUGGAAUUACGUAAAACUAAGUCUUCUGCUUUGUCAGGUAUUUUAAGACAAGUGGAUAUUUGAUUUCAAGACACAGAUGUUUAAGCCUUUCUUUAGGGGAGCCACAAAUAAAAGGAAAAAGUGAGGCUUUGUGCAGUAGGGUCUAAUGAGGAAGGAACAGGCAAUGUGGUUAAUGAUGGCAGAUUAGGGAAAACUGCUGAAAUGAACAUGAGCAAAUCUAUGUUGGGACCUACAUGAUCAAAACGUGCUCCCUUGUAUCAGGUUUAAUUUGACACCUAGAGAUUGAUACUAAAUCAAUUAAGGAUGGAAGGGGUUGAAAGGAACAGCUCCAUAUUCUCUCCAAGACCGUUUCAAGAAUGGAGUCUGGCCUUCUGGACUCUGUGCUCGGUGAUGGUUCCCGUACUGAUCACCUUGUGGUGCAGCUUUCGUCGAUCUCGGAGGCAGGAACUGAUGCAGGACAUUUUGCGUAAGAGCAAGCACAAUUGGCAGGACACAGAUCUCUUCAGCCAGCCCACCUAUUGCUGCAUCUGCUCUCUGCACAUCCUUCAGGGAGCUUUCUGCAACUGCUGUGGGCUGUGUGUCGAUGAAGAGUGCCUGAAGAAGGCUGACCGGCGUUUCCUCUGCAAGGAAAUAAUAAUGAGGGGUGAAAGCGGCUUCAGGACCUCUAUGGUACACCAGUGGAUCCGUGGCAACGUCCCUCUGUGCAGCUACUGUGUCGUGUGCAAACAGCAAUGCGGUACCCAGCCCAAGCUGUGUGAUUACAGGUGUGUGUGGUGUCAGCAAACCGUACACGAUGAAUGUAUGCAGAGCGCUUUGAAGAACGGGACGUGUGAGCUAGGAGAAUUUCGCAACUUAAUUAUUCCUCCAUAUUACUUAUUCAACGUCAGUCAGAUGCGAAAAGACAAAAGAGUGGACUAUGGCAAGCUAGCUGCCUCCUGUGGGAAAAACUGGACUCCCCUAAUCAUUCUGGCUAAUACUCGGAGUGGAAACAAUAUGGGGGAAACAUUGCUUGGGCAAUUUAAGAUGUUACUAAACCCAAUUCAGAUUUUUGAACUAACCAAAACAACACCUGCAAAAGCACUGCAGCUCUGCACUUGGUUGCCUUGCAAUUCUGCUAGAGUACUUGUCUGUGGUGGAGAUGGCACCGUGGGCUGGGUCUUGGAUGCGAUUGAUGACAUGAAGAUCAAGGGCCAAGAGCGCUACAUCCCACAGGUUGCGAUCUUACCCUUGGGAACGGGAAAUGAUCUGUCAAAUACACUGGGCUGGGGGGCUGGCUAUGCCGGAGAGAUCCCCGUGGAGCAGAUUCUGCGCAACGUGAUGGAUGCUGAUGGAAUCAAGCUGGAUAGGUGGAAGGUUCAGGUAACAAACAAAGGAUACUACAACUUAAGGAAGCUUAAGGUCUUCACAAUGAACAACUACUUUUCCACAGGUCCAGAUGCCCUCAUGGCUUUAAACUUCCACACCCAUCGUGAGAAGUCUCCCUCUCUCUUUUCCAAUAGGAUUAUUAACAAGGCGGUAUAUUUUUUCUAUGGGACCAAAGAUUGCUUAGUACAGGAGUGUAAGGAUUUGAACAAAAAGAUUGAGCUAGAGUUGGAUGGAGAGAGAAUUGAUUUGCCCAGCUUGGAAGGCAUCAUAGUUCUGAAUAUCGCCUACUGGGGAGGUGGCUGUAGACUGUGGGAAGGAAUGGGGGAUGAACUUUACCCUCCGGCAAGGCAUGAUGAUGGGCUGCUGGAAGUUGUCGGAGUCAAUGGCUCUUUUCACUGCGCUCAGAUUCAAGUGAAACUCGCAAAUCCCAUUCGGCUGGGACAGGCCCACACUGUGAGGUUAAUCUUGAAGAAUUCAAAGAUGCCAAUGCAGGUGGACGGAGAGCCCUGGGCACAAGGCCCUUGCACUGUCACCAUUACGCACAAGACGCACGCGCUGAUGCUCUAUCACUCAGGGGAACAGACAGACGACGACGACGUGUCCAGCGUAUCCGAACAAGAACUUGCCAAGGAUCAGACAGAUGAAGAUACCUAGGUCUGGGCCAGGUUUUUGGCAUGCUAAAAAUGGUAACUCCAGCUUGGCUUUGGCUGAAAAGCUUAGCACUAGAUAUUCCGUCUCCAGUAAACCUCUUAACGCCAUGCCAAUCUCUGUACUUACAACUGGCACAGGAGUAACUAAGCCAUGCUUUUAGUGAGAUAGCGAUAUAGAUAUAUAUAAAAGCUGAACCAGGCUUAAAUUCAGCAAGCACUUUUACUCUGGUUUAUAGCACCAAGCUGAAGCAGGUGGAGAAAGAAACUUUCAUGGUUACUUUACACUGACUGCUCUGCAGACUGAAUGCCACCUUCUGUAGGCUUUCUCUCAGAGUUUGUGUAUAGUCCUAUGGACUAGCUGCUGGUGUCUGUGAUGUCUAAUUGUGUAGAUUUGAAGAGCAUGAAGAAAUGUCGUUUGGGGACAUAUGGGCUCAGUGCUGAUAGGCGCCUGUCUGAUCGCUUGAGAACCCUGUGGACUCAAGUGCUCCUUUUCCAUCCCAUUUUUCUCAUGAAUUCCCCCUUCCUUUCCCUUCCCUCCUCCUCCUUCUUUGAGCCAACCCUGGUGCUAAGUCGUAUCAGCACCAGGGUUUUCACUACCCGUGGUUAGCUUUGAAAAUGAAAGUGAAUAGGGAAUUUGCACGUGAGUGAAGUAUGAUGAACCACAGGAUACUCUCGAUGGGGCAAGCGCUAUGUCUGCACCAGACCAUGACUAGCUUCAUUUUCAAUAAUAAAAUCACAGCACCAGAUGUUAUUUGACUUGCACUUAGUGUCGCUAGGCCUCAUAGAUAUUUAAAAACCAUUGCAUAUCACAGCACUUGAUAUUAUUACCUUCUUAGGUGAUGAACAGAGAGAGUUCCUGAACAGUAAGUUGCUUAUCUAACCAGUCAAGACCUGAUAGAUACUUAUGGUUCUGGUUUUCAAAGAAGAGUAUUCGUUUGACCAGUACGUAAUGGUUCCUUCCUCACUGGCUGAUCAGAGAUUAAAAAGAUGUGUUAGAUCCCUGAAUUAUGCUUAUACAAGACAAUAGCAACAAAUAUUCUAGAUGAAACUGUCCAGUGCAACUGUAGUCUUGUUUUCAGGGAAACAGAUUUGCAAAAUUCAGUAACCAAAGCUUCGCCACCUGACUGACAGUCCCAGUACUUGUAAUUUUAAAUUUCAAAGAAUUCCUAAAUAGCCUGUGAACGAUGCACUGAUUCCGUUCAGACCACUUUGAAAGAAGAACUCAAAUGAGAACAUAUUAUCCACUAUCUCCGAGUCCAAUCCCAAAUUGCCUUCUGUUUGCAGAAGGGACUGCAAUCCAGCAGGGACUCCUGAUGGAAAAAAAGGAGGAGGCAAGUUUCAUUUAUUUCCCCCUCACUGUUCCAGGGUGUCCCCUAACCUUCCAAAGUAGAUUUUCAGGGGGCUGUAAAUUGAAACAGGAAUUGGUGGAAAUCACUCUUGCCACUGGGAAGCACACUCCAAGUCUGCUUAGGUUACAGAUACUUUUUUGUUUUUUGCUUCUUGUUCACAAAUCCCACUGAAACAAACCAAAGUAGCACAAGGAUAGAAAUUCCUCCUUGUUUCAGUGAGGCUUGUGGAGGGAUACAUUCCUGGCAUAAUAUGCCUUUGGUCUUAACACUGAAUUAUUCUUUCCCCCUUAGGAAAGAUUCCCAACUCCAUGUGUAUGUGUGGUAGUACUUCUAAGAGACCGUUUAGUAAUGCACGUUAUUCACUUGGGUAGUAUAAUUACAAGUUUUAGAAACACUAGCUUGUAUAGCUUAAAUUAAGAGUGCCCCCAUUCUCCUUUUGAGCGAAGGAAAAUUACGUCUAGAAAUCAGGCAAGUUUCAAUAUUGGUGAUAUAGUUUAAUAGUCUUGGGCUGGAGCAGACUAUGUAAAUUGACAGACCAAUUAUUAUCUGUUGAAGUCAGGGUGGUUGUGUGUUAGUUUUUGUGUUAAACCUUUUUUCACUGGACUGAUUUUGCCGGUCAACUAGUUGUAUUCUUAAGCUAUUUGUAGCGUUAGCAGCGUGCUUGAAGGUCCAUUUGACUCCAUGUAUGUCUUCCGUUGCACAGGACAGUUCCCAAAUAUGCAUGGAAUGAAUAUGUUGUGUUAUUGAGAGAAAUGCACGCCAGUGAUAGCCAGGACUUCAUGGCCGGGGUAUCAUUGCUGUAGGACUUCUUGGUCAGCACCGGUCUCUCGAUAACCAUGUCCAAGAAUUUGUUCUAUGGGGAACAUCACUGCUCAAAAAGACAAAAGGGGCCUUCAAUCACCACCUGCACCUUGUUGAAAAUGGUUACAAAUUCUUGUGUACCAUCUUAGCUGAUAAGAACAGCAAAGAGGUAUAUGAAAAGUCAUUAUCCGUGUCCUCAAAGCACUUGACCAAGAAACAGAUUCCGAGCUGCUAGGUGGAUGUUAAUAGAGACCUAACCAUUUGAUUUCUGUUCUUAUUUAUUUGAAUGAUUCCUAUGUAAGUGCUACGCUCUGAUUUUGAGUGUCCUGGUGUUUACAUAGUAGGCAUUUCUGCAAGUGGAUUCCGGAAAUAAUCUGCUGAAUAUGCUUUACCGUUUCCUACUGAAGAAUGUAUUAUUAGUUCAGCACCUUGGAGAGGUAGCAAUGCACUUUCACCUUUAUUCUUCUGUUACCUGGACCAUUUCAUUCUGCCAGACUGCAAGGACAUUCCAGCUUUGAGUUGCUUCCUGUGCCAUCGUACUAUUCAUCUAGCUAUCAAGGGGCCAAUCUGAGCAGCUGUUGGGCUCUGUAGGAUAGGGUUGUAACACUCUCGUUCUGGUUGAUGCAUUCUCAGACCACCAGGAGUCUUCCAGGUGGGGUGGGCCCUUCUACUAUACGAUGCAGUUAUAAGCAGGCUUCUCCAGUUUGUGAAAUCUUACAUUUGUCACGCUCUCUCCUGUUUCCAUGCUUAAUCCCUGUGCUCCUCAUUACAUCAAAACAACAGUGAGAGGUGCAAGGGCAUGCCUGCUGCAAAUAGAGGAUUUCUCAGGCUGUUGGGUGUGUGAGCUGGUUUUAGUCUGUUCAUGUGACGCUCCAGUUUGGUUUCAAUAUUUGUUCCUGUAAAUCAGCUAGGGAACACACCCUUGAGAGGAAAUAUCAGCUCUUUUUUUAAUUACUUAAACUACUGAAUCUUGAACAAAAUUCAACGGACUUGGCAACUCCCUCAAACAGUGCAGUUGAUCAGUUAUCCAAAAGGGGGUGCUCAGCUACUGAGUUACAGCUCUAACAUGAGCUGUGGUUUCCCCACUCAAGUAGUUUACAUUAUGACUAGAUUUGUAAGAAUCUGUUGUUGUUUAACACUUCCUGAUCUUCUGCUGCUGCUGCUACUAACCACCCAGAGUGGCUGGGACAACCCAGUCAGAUGGGUGGGUACAAAUAAUAAAAUUAUUAUAACCUGGAAUGAACAGUUAUUGCAUUAAGAUGUGGCAAGCUGUGUGGAAUGCCCAUAUCACACAGACGUUCCAUUUGAUUCAGGUGAUCUAUUUGCCUAUCUGGCAGCUUUUCGCACCGCUAUGGUGCAGUGACCACUUGGAUGUGUGGCUGUCUGGAUGGUGUGAUGAGUGGAUAAGCCCUUGGCUGCUGUAAUGUGCAAACCUUCUAAUGAGCGACUAGAGAUAAGGCAGAAACAGCUACCAAGAAGAUUGCCACCCCUUGCUUCUGUCAUGGCAUUGGGAGUAUAUAGUAAAUAUCCUGGAGCAAAGUUCUCCAAAACCAUUGGCAAUACUUAAGUAGCUUCAGCCUCUCUAACCAGCAAGAGUGAAGUGAAUUAAAAGUUACUGCUCCCUGGCUAGUGGAACUUUACAAACUGGUUUUGGAUAAGACUCAGAAGAGCAAACAGACACACAUGGUCUUGCUUUUUUAGAACUCUCUAAGGAAGUCUUUUUUUAAUUUAAAAAAUGGAAAUUGUUGGAUUGUGUGAAAUACUUUGCUACUGAAAUAAAGCGAUUAAAGCACUGAUGUCUAGUUGCUUUUCGAGUUUAUUCUUUUUAGAACAAUUUGUAUGAUAUGAUCUUUUACAAUCCGCUGCUUAAUGUCGUCGUGAGAACCUAGGCCAAUGAGAAACGUAGACCUGUCUGUUGUCUGAGCUUAUAUGGUCUGCAUCAGCUAAAAUAGUCCCCUUUUAACUUGUAAGUCAAAGUCCACCUUAUAUCUGAGUACUUUACAUAGCUUUCCACCCCUCGCCCUAAGAGGGGAAAAAAGGGUUGUAUCUUAUUUGUAGUGAAAUUAGGGCUGGUUGUGAUGGUGACAUUCCUGGCACAUCUCAAGGCAAAAAGCUGGGAGGCAAAAACCAGGAGUCCUCUCCUUACUGGUCAGAAGUAAAUCUGCUGCACAGAACUUGGGAGGAUUCCCCCAAAUGAUCCACAAGUUCAGAGCACCAGCCUCACAGCUCACUUGUGAGAAAGUGCCGCGCAUUUCUAGCCAUUUCAAAUGCUGGAAGGCACUCAAAUUCAGAAGUUAGUGUUGUGGUGCAUGUAGAGAGCAGCUUAUGCGCAGGGUCCCUCAUUCGAGAGAAUGAGAAGCCAGCAGAUACCUGAGCACAGGGACGCGUGUUUGGGUGUUGAUGCAAAUGAGGAGCCUGUUGCAGGUAAGAAGACUUGAGGUGCCCCCUUGGAGCUGCUGCUUCUGAUUCAGAUUUGCUGCAUUAGUUUUUAUGCACUGAGCGAAGCGGUGUGCUUUGGUUAUAGAUACAGGGUGAGCACUGCUGCAGACGCAGCCCUCCUCUUCCGCCUCUGUAAGUGGCAUGUAGGCCGAGUUACCUUGUAUCCUUACAAUAAGCAUUUCCUUCCCUCUGCCCUUUCUGUUGAUGGCAGGGAAAUUCUCAGCCGCAUGAUACCAACACAUAAGUUGGAGUAAGCAUUCCAGAUGGGGCGCUGGGAGUUUCAGCCCUGUGGCCCUUUAUAAGAGUUCUUCCGAAAGGUUAACCGUUUACGCUAUGUCAGGUAAAUUUUAGAAAAAUUCUGCUCCCUUUCGAGUGCAAACUGUCCUGCCAUGUCGUUCCCCGUUGCAAAUGAGAUGUCUCAUUUGUUUGCCCUCCAGUACCAGCACUGCAUCUUUCUCAGGUAUUUUUUUAUAGAUAUAUAAUUUAUGUUUGCUUGAGGUAUUUGCAUUCUAGGUUGUGUCUCUUUGUUUUUCCAAAUGCACACACUUCUAAAAUGGCUGUCUUUAAAUGUGAGCUAUUCUACCUUGCAAUGCUUUCCUUCUCGUGGAGCGGGGGGCGGGGAGUGCUAUUUUUCAGAAGGUGUGCGUGCUGUCCGCAUGUUCAGUUUGUGUCAACCAAAAGUCCCUAACCACUGUACUUGAUUGUCUUUGAAUUUGUCUUCAGGUUAACUAGUUGAAACAUAGAAGGCGUGCAGAAAUAAUUAGAGCGUGCAAGUGGUGGCUGCUCAUAGGGCAAGGAUGGUGUUUCAAGGCCUUGUGUUCGCACUGCUUAUUUUGAAAACUCAAUGCCAUUGGCAUAGUGGAUGCAGUUCCCUCCACUCACGAUCGCUCCGUUUUCUUCCUGAGAGAUGGUUGUUGCCCACCAUGGUCUUUGCAUAGCCAGAAUUGUGCUUUCAGGCUGGGGUUAUGUAGGAGAGGCAUGGAGGAGUUAACCAGCUUUUUCCAGGAUACACCCCAUGUUUCUGAUGGCAUGGGGAGAGAGAAAGAGAGAUGCUAGCCAAAGAACUGUCAUUCUGGCUUUCAGAAGUUCAAGGGCAUGUGUUAAUCCCUAGUCUGGGGUCCUUUCCUAAUGAGGAAAGAGCAACUAUGUGGCCAAAGCAAAUAUCAAUGAUGCUGGAUUUUCACCCCCAAUGUGACUAGUGAUUAGGGAUGAUGGAAGCUAUAUUCCAGCAGCUUUCAGGGGGCCACAGGUUUCCACUUCCCUGUGAUACAGUCUACGUCCUUGCUUAUGUUUGCUCACUUCUCACCAUGUCCUCUUCUCCACAACUAACUCUUGGAGACUGCUUUCCAUAAAAGGAUGCCCCCCCCAUUUUAACCGAAAUUGUAGAUAUAGGUCUGAUAAUAUUAUAGUUCUAAAUUAUAAUAAGGUGGAAUGUAGCCUCUAAUUAUCGCCCCUUGACCUGGGAAUUACAGCCCAAUUUUAGCCCCUUGACCUGGGAAGUCGGCUUAUAGCUGUGGCUGCCAGACUGUCACUCUUUUACAUACCAAAAUUUUAAGGUAGGGUACAUUUUUGCAACCUGGGAUGAAGUUCUGUUCUUUUUAAUGGGGCUUAAUUCUUAGUUAGCAUGUGUAGGAUUUCCCUCUAAGCCAGAGUAACUAUCCCUAAUAAGUCAGUUGUGGUUGUAGGUCUCUUUCUCUCUCUCUAUCUCAGUGGUCUCUGAAACCCUCAGAUAGCUCAUAGCUGAAAGGUGAAAAGGUAAAAUGACAUGUCUUGCUUUUAACCACAUCAUACCCUUUGGAUAGGUGCUGUCAAGAUGUGGUUGAAACAUGAAUGUGUUCAUCAUUGAAUGUGUUCUCUCAAAGAGCUUUGAGAGCUUAGGUGGAAUGAUAACUCAACCACACCUUCCCCUGGGUGGAAUCCAGUUUCACAAGGGUGGCUUAAGAGUUUUUUGGGGGGUUUUAAUGUCAGGCUGGUGGUCAUACUCUGAUUUUAGAAACCUGCUGUUCCAUGUCAGCACAUCUGAGUUGCCACCGCAGUGUAUAGCUGUUGUAAAUUAUUCCAAACGUCUGACCUGCUUUUCGGGGGCUUGGGGCGGCUAUCCUACAUGUGGGCAUUCUUGGGUUUUCAGCGUUUAAGUGAGAUUCCGCUUUAUCACAUCCCAGAGAUCCAGAAUCAGGGAAGUGACUAAUGCUUAGCUUUCACGGGUUACAGGUGAGGCAGUCAAAAUGUUCCUGAACUAUAGUCUCUCGGACUGCAGGUGGCAGAUUACAUAGAAGGAUCAUUUUCCAUUGGGGGAGAACCAUUUCUAGUUUUGUACGUACCUGUGAGCAGGCUAGGCUAGAACCCCUUUCCUUUCUAUGUGCACGAAUAUCUUUUUCCAUGAAAGAAGCCUUCAGUCUGAAGUGUUCAGGAACAGCUCCUCUCAGUGGGAACCAGGCCUCAGAGUCUGAGCUGAGACACCCAGGACUCGCUGGGUGGCAUCUUUUCACCCUCUGCUUAUCUUCUAUUUAAGGUGGGGAUGAGAAUACCAUUCUGUAUUAAAGGAAUGUUGUGAAAAGUACUAAGAUGACAUGAGGCAAUCCUUCAGAAUAUUCAAAGUGAUUUGUGAAACAGAAUUUUAACCUGCACAGCUCCCAAGUCCUACAAGCCGUCAGAAUCGGUUUUAAGAGUUCUCUGUACAUCUUUCUUUCCAUGUUGCUGCACAGGUGAUGUGCUAAAAAGAAACCUCUUGUCUCCUCUUUUUUUAAGGGACCCUGUUUUCAUACUUUGGAGAGUUGCCAGGUUUCCUUUUGUUUCUAUCAAUCGGUCUGUUUGUUUGUUUGUUUUCCUCUUGUGUGAAUUUAGACCGAAGAAAAUGUGUGUGGAUCUGAAUCUGUAUUGUCUGCUCUUUGGUGAGACACUGAUCUGAAUUUGUUUUGUUUUGUUUACAUCAUCUGUUAAUAAAAGAUUGGCACCGAA
Messenger RNA from Podarcis muralis (Common wall lizard), 10114 nucleotides. It is a transcript of the gene DGKE, whose product is annotated as diacylglycerol kinase epsilon. NCBI's taxonomy places the organism in Eukaryota, Metazoa, Chordata, Lepidosauria, Squamata, Lacertidae. Gene Ontology annotation, cellular component: membrane. Gene Ontology annotation, biological process: phospholipase C-activating G protein-coupled receptor signaling pathway. The record is from RefSeq and is a predicted model, not a curated record. Gene Ontology annotation, molecular function: ATP-dependent diacylglycerol kinase activity.